This is a messenger RNA of Kwoniella shivajii, 1401 nucleotides long. RefSeq lists its product as uncharacterized. Gene Ontology annotation, molecular function: metalloendopeptidase activity. Gene Ontology annotation, cellular component: endoplasmic reticulum membrane. Lineage: Eukaryota; Fungi; Basidiomycota; Tremellomycetes; Tremellales; Cryptococcaceae. The record is from RefSeq and is a predicted model, not a curated record. The transcript is spliced from 9 exons. Gene Ontology annotation, biological process: CAAX-box protein processing. The coding region runs from base 1 to 1401 and encodes 466 amino acids.
AUGACAAACUCACUCGUAUCAGCUGUUGAUAGCGUCAUCACUUAUCUAGCUAAUAUAGUGGAUAAUCCGAAAAUCAAUUACAAGGAACUGGUCGUUCUUUCAACUUGGCUUCAAACUGCAUUCGAAGUAUACAUCUUACGACGUCAAUUACCAUGUUAUGAAAGAUCGUUACCACCACCAGCACUGAAAGAUCACGUGUCAAAAGAGACAUUCACAAAAGCUCAAUCAUACAGUAAAGAUAAAACCAGAUAUUCAUUAUUGAAAUUGGUUUUUGAUCAAUUUCUGGGUUGGGGUAUAAUCAAAUUCGGUGCAUAUGCAGGUGUAUGGAAUUUCACUGGUAAUCUAAUGAAUAAGAUUGGUAUUUCGCAAAGUAGAGUUAUCACACACUCCCUACUAUGGAUGUCAGUCUUAACUCUCUCAUCAUCAAUACCGGGUCUUCCAUGGUCGUACUAUCACACAUUCGUAUUAGAACAAAAACAUGGUUUCAAUAAAUCAACAGUAAAACUUUGGAUUGCAGAUACGUUGAAAACUUAUGCUUUGGCUGCUGUCAUUGGUUUACCUAUCUUGGCUGGAUUCUUGAAAGUAAUUGAAUGGGCUGGAAAAAGUUUCGUUCCUUGGUUAAUGGUUUUCUUAAUAAGUAUUCAAUUAUCAUUACAAAUCAUAUAUCCUACUUUCAUUCAACCACUUUUCAAUAAGCUCGAACCUCUUCCUCAAGGUGAACUUCGAACCAAAGUUGAAGAAUUAGCUGGACAACUUGGUUUCCCUCUUAAACACCUCUACGUUAUUGACGGAAGUAAAAGAUCUUCUCAUUCCAAUGCUUACUUUUACGGUCUUCCAUGGUCCAAACACAUUGUGAUAUACGACACAUUGAUCAAAGACAGUACCGUCGAUGAAGUCGUUGCAGUACUUGGUCAUGAGCUCGGACAUUGGUAUCAUGCUCACCCUACCAAACUCCUUCUCGUCACCGAGAUCCACCUCCUUCUCACUUUGACUAUCUUCUCCAUCUUCAUCAACAACAAAUCGCUAUACUCAUCCUUCGGAUUUGAUCCUUCUCUAGCUACCACAGCUCCUCAACCUAUCUGUAUCGGAUUCAUGCUAUUUCAACUUGUCCUUGAGCCUACCGAUGCUUUCGUCAAGUUCUUACUGAAUGCUGAAACUAGAAGAAUGGAAUACCAAGCUGAUGAAUUCGCUGUUGAACUCGACAAGAAGUCUGAUCUCGCAUCAGCUUUGAUCAAACUACAUAUAACCAAUUUGUCUUCGCCUCAUAAUGAUUGGUUGUAUUCCAUGUACCAUCAUUCGCAUCCUACCCUUCCUGAACGAUUGAACGCCAUGGAAUCGUACAAAGGUGAUGACAAGUUGAAGUUGAAGGGCAAAGGCCAAGAAGGGAAGAAGGAUUUAUAG